This is a messenger RNA of Rangifer tarandus platyrhynchus (Svalbard reindeer), 510 nucleotides long. NCBI's taxonomy places the organism in Eukaryota, Metazoa, Chordata, Mammalia, Artiodactyla, Cervidae. The record is from the annotation of a GenBank genome assembly.
AUGAGGGCGAGUCAGAGGCCAGGAGGGGUGUCCGCAGCGGCGUGGCCGCGCGCUGCUGCCUCGCCUGAGGAGAUGGAGAAGGAGGCGAUGGCGAGCGUCCCUGGGGAGGAGACGGAGGACCUGGACUUUCUGUCCGACCUGGAACUGGCGGACCUGCUGGACCCCCAGCAGCCGGACUGGCACCUGGAGCCCGGGCUCAGCUCUCCGGGGCCCCUCUCCUCGUCCGGCGGAGGAUCUGACAGCGGUGGCUUGUGGAGAGGCGACGACGACCAGGAGGCCGCGGCUUCCGAGAUGCAGCGCUUUUCGAACCUGCUGCAGAGGCUGUUAAAAGGCAUCGGAGCUUGCAGCAGCGGCAGUGACAGUGGCGGCGGCGAAAAGAGGCGGAGAAAGUCCCCAGGAGGCGGCGGCGGCGGCGGCGGCAACGACAGCAACCAGGCGGCGAUAAAGAAUCCCCGAAAGGCGGCGGCGGCGGCUGCCUGCCUCAACCGGCUGAAGAAGAAGGAAUACUGA